GUGCAUGAGAAUCAGAGGCUGGAAAUGAUCCAUAACGUACACAUCAAUAUCAACAUAGAACCAUCUCACGACACGAAGCCAAAAGGAUAAAAAGUCCCAAAUACCAACAAAAACGCUUCUCCCACCAGGAUCUGGUCUCUUUGCAUUUUGCCAGAUUCCUCUGUAAAAGUCAGGACAGUGAGUAGUAAUUAGUAAAAGGCUCCCUCUAUUUAAGAAGAUACCACCACACCCCAUAGUUGUCCUAUAGAGACAUAUCAUAUUCACUGAGGCUGAGAGAACAGAGAGCGAUAUCAGAGACAAAUGGGUGUUUCCGGCGAGUGUUUCGAUGUGAUCAUAGUCGGAGCCGGCGUAAUGGGCAGCUCCGCCGCAUACCAAACGGCGAAAAGAGGCCUGAAGACUCUUUUGCUGGACCAGUACGACUUCUUGCACCACCGAGGGUCGUCUCAUGGAGAGACACGCACCAUACGCGCCACCUACCCUCAGGACUACUACUACCCAUUGGUGAUGGAGUCCUACAAGCUCUGGCGAGAAGCCGAGGCCCAAAUCGGCUACCAGGUCUACUACGACGCCCAUCAUUUUGACAUGGGCCACGCUGACGACCCCGAUCUCCAGGCCGUCAUCGCCAACUGCCGGAAACACUCAGUCCCGCACCAAGUCCUCCGCAGUGAUCAAGUGGUGCAGAAAUUCUCCGGCCUCAUCUCCAUCCCGGACGACUGGCUCGGCGUGUCUAACGGUCUCGGGGGGGUCUUAAAGCCGACAAAAGCAACGGCCAUGUAUCAAACACUAGCAUACAAAAACGGCGCCGUUCUCAGGGACAACACCGAAAUCAUAGAUAUUAAGAGAGACAACAUAAACGGGGGAGUGCUGGUUUUUACGGCAGGCGGCGAAAGGUUUUGGGGUAAGAAAUGUGUAGUGACGGUUGGGGCUUGGAUGAAGAAGUUAGUUAAAGCGGUUAGUGGAAUUGAACUGCCUAUACAACCCAUGGAGACCCAUGUGUGUUAUUGGAGGAUCAAGGGGGGGCACGAGGCGAAAUACGCCCUCGGCGGCGACUUUCCGACGUUCGCGAGCUACGGGGAGACGUACAUAUACGGAACUCCGACGCUGGAGUUUCCGGGGUUGAUAAAGGUGGCGGUGCAUGGAGGGAAUCCAUGCGACCCGGACAAGAGGCCGUGGGGCUCCGGGGCGAAGAUGGAUGUGUUGAAGAAAUGGCUGGACAGGACGUUCUCGGGUUUAGUGGAUUCGAGUGAACCAGUGGUGAAACAAGCAUGCAUGUACUCGGUGACGCCCACUGAGGAUUUUGUGAUCGAUUUCUUGGGCGGGAAGUUCGGGAAGGAUGUGGUGGUCGGAGGCGGGUUUUCGGGUCACGGGUUCAAGAUGGCUCCGGUGAUAGGGCGGAUAUUGACGGAUCUUGUGGUGGAGGGGGAAGCAAAAGGGGUUGAUAUUAGUCCUUUUAGGAUCGGGAGGUUCAUCCAGAUUUGCCGUCUGUAGGUAGGGAAGUCCUUGGGGCGGGCUCCUGGUGUGCAGUGCUGUGGGCCUCUUAAUAAAAUAUUGACUUGAUAUAUAAAAUAGAGGACAAAUUAUGUCUGUUUCUUUGAACUGGCUAUCACUUCUAGUGUAUAUGGCAUGCUGUUAAUAGCAACUUGGGGUUUGGUUUUUGCUGUCUCUAGGCUGAGUGUGUUAUCCCUACCUAUUAAUCUGGUAAUACACGCAUGAUGCAUGUGUGAAAUCAGCAAUUCAAGACGUAUUAUUCUACAA
Molecule: messenger RNA, 1755 nt
Organism: Neltuma alba
Lineage: Eukaryota; Viridiplantae; Streptophyta; Magnoliopsida; Fabales; Fabaceae
Product: probable sarcosine oxidase
Exons: 1
Coding region: 301-1488 (395 amino acids)
Molecular function (GO): flavin adenine dinucleotide binding; sarcosine oxidase activity
Source: RefSeq, a predicted model, not a curated record